GCAUAAAUAUAGAAAUUAUCUUUCUCUCUUGCCAAGUACGUGAUACCUUCUUCGGAUCAUGUCGUAGACUCUAUUUGAAUUAUGUAUCCCUUGCAAAGUCCACUGUUGGCGCUCAACUCGCCACCAAACUCAUCUCCUACCGCCUUCGCCAGAACAUCAUGAGUACCGACCCAAACAACUCUUUUGCAACUCCAAGAGGAGUCGUCGUUCAUCAUGUGACUCAUCCCGAGAGGGACAAUGAGUUCCGUGCUACAGCGGUUUCUAGUGAAUUCCUCAAAGCGAACCAGAAAAUGUUUCGCGUACAAUGUACGCAGUGUCAAAUGUCAUUGGAGAAACCUUUGAAAUGUGCAAAGUGUAAGAGCGUUUGGUAUUGCUCAAAAGAGUGUCAAAGGAAACACUGGCCCACCCACAAACCGAGGUGCCACGAAGUCGAACGCUCCUCGGGAACCCUCAAAUUCAUACGAAUGUUCAUUCUGAACCCGAUACUCAUGGGGCUCCUCAAAAUUGGUGCUGUCAUCGACUGUGGCCUGCUUGACAAUCCCCGGAUCGGAUUCGACGUGCCGUUCGGGGUGCGCGUUGAUAUUGCCAUUGAGCCAAGUAAUAUCCUAGACUUCGUUGGAUUGUAUUUGGGCAGCAAAUCUCUUGGGGAGAAGCUUCAAGGAAUGGUGCAGCUCAAUGCCAUGAUGUCAUGGGAACUUACGUCUGAGCGGGUAGGCAAAUGGCGUGAGGCUCGGGCAAGGCAUGACGCAGAGGGUUUUGCCCAAGAUCCUGUUGGACUCGUAGAUUUCAUCGAUGCUAACUGCACAAAGGACUUUGGGAAUGCAAUGACCGCUGAGUUGCACAUCCUACCUGGUAUCCUUGACAUGGCAAAGCCACGAGAACAUGUAUUGGGCGUCUCUGCUAUCACGGGCGCAGAAAUUAGGAAACCCAUGAGUGCUAUGACAUGGCUAGAGACCAUCAACAUGCAUAUCCGUGCAGAUAAAGAUAAUCAGCUGCUCUUACGUACUGAGAUGACAGAUCAAGAUAAGGAAAUUAUUCGCGCUGCAGGUCGCAACGAGGACACAUAUCUGGCCCGCCUUGUUGAAACGAAGAUGCAAAGAGAACACCUGUAUGCCAAUAUUGUGCAACGACGCACUGAGUAGUUUACAUAAUGUGAGCAAACAUUCUAGGCUACUCGCCAGUCUUUCUGAAUCUUCGCAUCAAAACAAGGAAAUUUUGGCACGAGCGAUCUGUAUCCUCUUCCUUGUGACUUUCAAGUCAGUCUUGUACUGUGUUUCAUCCCAUCGAUGGGGCCUUAGUUCUUAUGUUGUAUCUGCCGAAAAUUUGACAUCUUGAAGAUGCUUGCAGCUCUAUGUAGUCGAAGAUUCAGUCCAUAUGGCUACCAGCACGAUCUUGAUCAGUCUUGGCCCUCAUAUACGAGUUCUUUCAUCUUAUCAUCUUUACUGACGUCGCAAAUUGACAAUAUAAUCGCUGGAAGAUCUUGCAUGGCC
This is a messenger RNA of Suillus plorans, 1490 nucleotides long. RefSeq lists its product as uncharacterized. Gene Ontology annotation, cellular component: nucleus. The record is from RefSeq and is a predicted model, not a curated record. Lineage: Eukaryota; Fungi; Basidiomycota; Agaricomycetes; Boletales; Suillaceae. The transcript has 5 exons. Gene Ontology annotation, biological process: regulation of transcription by RNA polymerase II. The coding region runs from base 159 to 1142 and encodes 327 amino acids. Gene Ontology annotation, molecular function: DNA-binding transcription factor activity, RNA polymerase II-specific.